Molecule: messenger RNA, 1662 nt
Organism: Pestalotiopsis fici W106-1
Lineage: Eukaryota; Fungi; Ascomycota; Sordariomycetes; Amphisphaeriales; Sporocadaceae
Exons: 7
Coding region: 1-1662 (553 amino acids)
Biological process (GO): transmembrane transport
Cellular component (GO): membrane
Molecular function (GO): transmembrane transporter activity
Source: RefSeq, a predicted model, not a curated record
AUGUCCUCAAAUACGUCAAGAGUUGGGGUAAUUGGGGCACAGCCGAGCACCACGCUCGAGGGGAACGGACUAGCCAGACAAGACCCGGGUAUCGAUACCCUUUCAGACGAGACGAAAAAUAGCAAUGUGAAAAAUCAAAUUCAUCAUGACCACGAGGAUAAAGAUAUCGAGGCAGCAGCAGCCACCAAGCACGAACAUGUCGAGGAGCUCCUGAAAACCACCACGCUCGAUACCGUCCACCACGAUGAAGCCAUCCGCGUCCUCGACGCGUACGCAGGGGAUCGGACGUGGACGGAGCAGGAGGAGAAGAAACUCGUCAGAAAGAUUGAUCGGCAGCUCUUGUCCAUUGUCGUGACAACCUAUGGGUUGCAGUAUUACGACAAAGCCAUGCUCGCGCAAGCUGCUCUGUUUGGUUUGAUUCAAGACUUGGAUCUGGGAAUAGGCAUGCGCUACUCGUUCUCGUCCUCCAUCUUUUAUCUCGGAUUCAUCUGUGGCGCUUAUCCUGCUAUUGCCAUGGCGCAGCGAUAUCCGAUUGAGAGAGUCAUGUUUGGUAUCGUCCUCCUCUGGGGUAUUUGCCUCACCACCACGGCAGGGUGUACGACCUACCAAGGCUUAUACGCCCAGCGGUUCUUUCUCGGCCUCUUGGAGAGUGGUGUUAGUCCUGCUUGGAUGUUGGUGGUAGGAGGAUGGUAUAAGAAGCAAGAACAAGCGUUUCGAAUGGGGGCUUGGUAUUGCGCUACCGGAUAUGUGUCCAUUGUCGCGCCAUUGAUCAACUAUGGCUUGGGCCACAUUUCUGGCUCCUUGUCACCGUGGAGAUAUAUGUACAUUGUUGCGGGUUUGAUCACAGUAGUGUGGUCAUUCGUGAUUCUGUUCCUGUUACCGCCAGAUCCAACUCGUGCCAAACGACUUUCGGAACGCGCAACAGUCGCAAGAAUGCGGACAAACAACUCGGGCGUGCGCAACACACACUUUAAAAAGGAGCAAUUCGUAGAGUUGCUAGCCGACGUCAAGUUCUGGCUUGCCUUUGCCAUGGCUUUCCUUUUACUGGUAGUCAAUGGGCCCAUUUCAACUUUCACACCAAUCAUCAUAUCCGAUCUUGGGUUCUCCGGUCUUGAAUCUCUUCUUCUAGUCAUGCCCGCGGGUGCGGUUAUUGGAACUAUUGAACUCAUGGUGCCAUUCGUUGCAAUGAAGUUUGCGAAUUUGCGCUGCUAUUUGGUUGCCAUUACAGCUUCCUUUUCACUAUUGGCAUGUCUUUUGCUUUGGCAACUACCAAUCAGUGCCAUUGGAGGGAGACUGUUUGCCGUGUACAUCUUGGCCAGCUAUGGUGGUGGUUAUGCAGUGUUGAUGAGUCUCCAGAUCGCGAAUACUGCUGGCUAUACCAAGCGAUCACUUGGAUCAAGUGGGAUAUUUGUCGGUUAUUGCUUAGGCAAUUUUCUCGGUCCGCUCGUAUUCAAGGCAAAUGAGGCUCCGCACUAUACCACCGGAUGGAUCACUACAGUCGCCACUACAGCUUCGGCUAUAGCGUUGGCUUUAGUCUACCGACUCGUUUGCGCAUGGGAAAAUCGGCGCCGAGACAAGACGGGCGAAAUGGAGGCAUUUGAGCAUGCGUACGAGGACGACCUGACGGAUAUGAAGAACCCACAGUUCAGGUAUACUCUUUGA